CUCGUAAUUCACGGACUUUCCACAAUCGAAAAAUCUCGCACGAUAAUUUUCAUACGCGCGCAAGAUAAAAUGGCGUCAACGAGCAAGUAACAAAACCAAACAUCAAAAGAAUAUGACGACCUGUACCCUGAUGUAGAUAAUGGCCAGUCUAACCAUGUCUAACCCGGGAGCAUCAGAUGGGGACAAUAGCCCUGCUGGACUACUCCUCAGAUUAGUGCAUACUCUGCUCAACAAGAAAGAAGGUGAAGAUGUAUCUGCUCAAUUUCAGUAUGUUGUCAGAGUCAUAAGCAGCAACCUUACACCAACCAUUGAAAAUGAUGAGUUCCUAGUUGCAGAAAGAAUCAAACGUAAACUGGCAAAAGAGAAGCGAGAGGCUGAUGCUGCAUAUUUCUCUGAACUACACAGGAAACUCCAGUCGCAGGGUGUAUUGAAGAACAGAUGGGCAAUACUCUAUCUUCUUCUGACUCUGAGCGAAGAGAAAAAAGGCAAUAAACAGCUGGGUUCUAAAACAGCAGCCGCUAUAUUUGGCAGAGGCUUGCCCAAGCUUGCUACAUCCACCCCCUAUGUAACCCGUGAUGACCCCCAUGGGAGGGGGCAUGGGUCAUCCAUGCUCCCUUCUCAGACCCCUCUCCCGAGGGAUAUAAGUACUAGUACCCUCUCUUCCAAGUCUUCCCAUCUCAGCAGUGGCAUUGGUAGUGGAAUCAGCAGUAUAAGUGGACCAAGUCCGACACCACAUUCAUAUGCGCCAGGGUAUCUGACCACCCCUGGUAUGACCCCCGGUGUACCCCACGGCAUUACCCCAGGGACACAGUCUGUCGGAGGAAGGCUUGCUCGCAUGCUCAUAGGGGACAGCACAACACAGACAGAUGGUGGUGUCUCGAAAAGAGCCCCCUCAGGUGCUAGGUCAGGCAUGGUAGAAGGGGAUCGGACCAACCAGAACCAGGAUGAAAAUACUUCCUUUGAAGUAGCGGAGAAGACGCUGGUUCAUGAUCUGAUCUAUGUCUUCCAAGGUAUCGAUGGCAAGAUGGUCAAGUACGACGCAACGGAUGAUGCCUUCAGAAUAUCCUCAGAGCUUGGAGUUCCUAGACCUUGUAGAGACCUGGUACACAAGCUCUCAGAGUUGGGAUGGCUGUACCUCAAGGUUCGGAGGUACAUUGAUGCAAGGAACCUGGACAAAGCCUUCGGAUUGGUUGGUCAGAGCUUUUGUGCAGCAUUACAGCAGGAACUAACAGAGUAUUACAGACUGCUGGCAGUACUUGAAGCACAGCAACUUCAAGAGCAAGACAUGGGUCUCGAGGAUGGGUCGCCUAGCAACCUCUCCUUGUUCCGUCUCAAUGUUUGGACCUUUGACCCUAUCCAUAGGAUGAAACAGCUGGCCAUCCUGGUGGAUGGUUGUGCAGAUAAGAAGGGAGGAGCGUUGGCAUCUGCUAUCCAUUCCUACACGUUACACGGUGACCCUGCGACCAGGCUACUGGUCAAGCACAUCCUGCGGUUGGUGGCCUUCCCUAUCAGGACCAUGCUGGAUGGAUGGAUCUUUGAUGGGCAGCUCGAGGACAAGUACCAUGAGUUUUUUGUAGCAGCCGACCCGACAGUGAAGGAGGAGAAGCUGUGGCAUGACAAGUAUUCCCUGCGCAAGUCCAUGAUACCAUCCUUCAUCAGUAUGGAACAGGCCAGGAAGAUUCUGUCGAUCGGGAAAGCCAUCAACUUCUUGAGGCAGGUCUGUAAGGACCACACCCUAAUCAAGGGGAAGUCCCUGAUGACAUCAACAUCGAAUACCAACAGCUAUCAGAACACCGAGAUGCUACUACAGCAAGACAUGGAUGGCUCAUUCCAGCAAGUGAUUGACAUUGAAUACAGAGACACAAGCAAGAGACUUCUACACAUCCUACAGACAGAGUUCAAGUUUCAAGAUCACCUAAAGGCAAUGAGGAGGUAUCUUCUACUUGGACAGGGUGACUUCAUCAAGCACUUGAUGGACCUUCUAGAAGCGGAUCUUGCCAAGCCAGCCAACAUGCUGUACCUUCACAACCUGAACGGAGUCCUAGAGACUGCAGUCAGAGCAACCAACGCUCAGUUCGAUGAUUCUGAUAUACUCAAUCGUCUCGAUGUCAGGCUCCUGGAGAUCUCUCCAGGAGACACAGGCUGGGACGUCUUCAGUCUGGACUACCAUCUCCACGGUCCUAUCAGCACUGUCUUCACCGAUAGCUGCAAGAUCCUGUACCUGCGAGUCUUCAACUUCCUCUGGAGGGCCAAGCGGAUGGAGUACGUCUUGGCCCAGGUGUGGAAGGGACAGAUGACCAACGCCAAGGCCUUGAGAGCUGUCCCAGAACUAUCACCUCUCCUCCAUCUAUGUCACGUGAUCGCUGCUGAGAUGAUACACUUUGUCAACCAGAUGCAGUACUACAUUAACUUUGAGGUGAUGGCAUGUUCCUGGGAUGAGAUGUGGAAGGACGUGACAGAGGCAGCAGACCUUGAUAAGAUCAUCGCUGCUCAUGAGGUCUUCCUGGAUACAAUCCUGAGGAGAGCGUUGCUCGAUGAAGAGUCAAGGCCGUUAUUGACCCAGCUGCGGGCAAUCUUUGAUCUCAUCAUCAAGUUCCAAAAUACCCAGGAAGCUAUGUACACAAAUGCCUUGGAGGAGCUGAAUAGGAGACUAGCCAUUACAAAGGCCAUCAAAGCUAGGACAGGACAGGGAGAAUGGGGAAUGACAGCGCUGGAGGAAGGUGAGCACGCGAAGAAGAAAGUAGAUUUCCUCAGGACCUUUCUCCCGUCCUCCAAGGCCCAGCUUAAAGUGCUAUCUCAAUCAUACCAGGACAUGGUGCAGAAAUUCCUCGUCAUGUUGACGAAUCACCCCGACGACAGUCUCCGCCUCCUUGCGGUCAGGUUAGACUUCAACGAGGUGUACCGUGCGAAAGAACCAAAGCUACGCAGCCCUAUGACAGCCAACAAGAAGAAAAGAGUGUUUUAAACACCUGGUUUGAAAGCCUAGAUAGAGGGCAUACAUUUCCAUUGAAUAGACUUUUAUACGCUAUGUACAUGCAGAUUUUGUUUUGACGGAGUCACUUAUGCCGGUAUAUUGCUUAAAUUUUGAUAGGUUUGUCAGCUGAGAAACCAAGGCAGUUGCUAAAAUUCCUAAGUUUACUUUCAAUGGCCUAUUUACAAUGAUUGCGUAACAUGCUCAUAGAUCUUGAAGUUCUUAUCUGAGCCAUGAAGUAGGAUUGUUGGGUUGCCCAGCUGAAAUUUAGGUAGUUUUUUUAACUACUGCGUUAGAAUCCAACUUUUACCAAAAGCCAGGAUACAAUAUAGCACUUACAAUUUCAGCUUGUGAACUAAUCCAGUUUAAUGUUUUUAAAUGGUGUUUUAUUUAUAUUUCUAUUGAUCCAGAAUGGUCUGAAAUACGUGUAAUACCUGAGCCAAAAGUACUAAAGUGGCUGGAAAUUAUGAGUUCAUUUCUGUUGCAGUUCGUUUUGCUGUUCAGGAAUAAGAAGGAUUUUAAUAAAAGAUAAUCAGUGAAGUAUAUCUGUAUAUUGGCAAUGGGGAGUUAAAUUUACAAUCACAAUUUUCAUAUGCAAAUUGGCAAUUUAUUGUUGAUUUUUUUGUGUGUACUGUAGUUGCCAUUCAUAUUGGUUGAUUUAAUGUACAUUUUUUCCACUAUGAAAGAGUGGAAAAUACACUAAUUGAUGCCAGUUUGAGGAUGAAACACUGAUUCAUGUAGAUGUCUGAACUGGUCGAUGUGAAAGAGGUUUAUGCUGGUUUAUUUUUGAAUUUCU
Strongylocentrotus purpuratus (purple sea urchin) is the source of this 3767-nucleotide messenger RNA. It is a transcript of the gene tubgcp3, whose product is annotated as gamma-tubulin complex component 3. Lineage: Eukaryota; Metazoa; Echinodermata; Echinoidea; Camarodonta; Strongylocentrotidae. The coding region runs from base 140 to 2965 and encodes 941 amino acids. Gene Ontology annotation, molecular function: microtubule minus-end binding; gamma-tubulin binding. The record is from RefSeq and is a predicted model, not a curated record. Gene Ontology annotation, biological process: spindle assembly; mitotic cell cycle; meiotic cell cycle. The transcript has 25 exons. Gene Ontology annotation, cellular component: gamma-tubulin small complex; equatorial microtubule organizing center; centrosome.